This is a messenger RNA of Bursaphelenchus okinawaensis, 4179 nucleotides long. The record is from the annotation of a GenBank genome assembly. Lineage: Eukaryota; Metazoa; Nematoda; Chromadorea; Rhabditida; Aphelenchoididae.
AUGUCGGAUUCCGAAGCCGAAACAAAGCCGGACGUCUUCCGUUGUGGGGAUUGUAUAAACUGCUUCAGAAGCAGUAACUGCGAGAAAUGUGCCAAUUGCGAGAAGAAGAUCGAACCAUGUUUGAGAAGGAUUUGUGUUCAAGCCCCAGAUGAUAAACCAGUAGUUAAUGCUGGGCGAGGUAAGUCAAUGUUUUGAGGUUAUUUGUUUGAAUUUUAGUGAAAUCUCCAAAGAAGAAGGACCGAACACCCAAAACCAAGAAGGGUUUGAACAAAAAGGGAAAGGUAGGUUUAAUCUGAAGAUAGACAGUUUUGACAAUAGUGUAGUGUUAUCUACAUUAACAUUGAAGUUUUGAAGGGUUGGCUUUGGGGCUCUUUUUUGGUAAAUUAGAAAGUCAAAGAAGAGACUAUAGUGCUGCUUUUGACAAUUAUGUGAGCUUUUUUACUUAUUCACUUAGGAGUUAUGGAGGUAUUAGAAUAUUCAACUGUCUAAACCUACUUUGAUCUGAAAAUUUGAUCAUAAGUUUAAAGUUAAUGAUCAAACUGGCUUGAAACUUUGUCAGAUCAUAGAUAUUAAGGCCGUUGUUAAAUGAUUAGUUUACUUUUGAUUUAUUUCUGUUUUAUAAUGCUUUCUUUUCAUCCGCAUAUUGUUUUAGAUAACAAAAACCAAGAAAUCAGUCUCUAAAUCUCCAGUUAAAAAGCUAAAACGUGAGAAGGUGGCUUCAGUGUCGUCAACUUUUGAAGUACAAACACCAGAGUGUAGUUUCGGAAUAAAGUUAGAGCCAAUGGCAUCUCCAUUGAGUUCUCCAGUAAAGAGCAUUGAUUUGAGCAAAACUGAAGUGAAAACAGAGCCAAAUGAAAAUAUUGAUGUUAAACCAGCAAUAAAAGAGGAAGUAGCAAUUCAAAGUGAUAAUUCAAAUCAACAAGGUCAAGUGAAACAGAGGAAACCUCAUAAACCACAUAAACCUCACGUUUGGAAGACCAAGGAGCAGAGAAUGGCCCUGAAGUUGUUGAAAGUAAGUGCUUUUGACUGUUUUCUUGGUUUUCAGGUAUUGAUAUGGACUAAGGAAGGUGUUGGGUACGUGGUUUAAGGUAGUGGUUUUGUUUCUUUAAGAAACGCUUGUAAAACGAUGUUGUAGUAGGGAAAAGAGGCAAAACCUUUAAAAAUUGGCUAAAACAACAUCUUUUUCAGGAGAAACAAGAAGAAUUAGAGAUGAGACAAUGCCUAGGACCAGGCUGUGUUAAGUACGCCAUGGUGAACUCGAAAUAUUGUUCGGAAGAGUGUGGUAUGGCUUUGGCCAAGAUACGACUAUGUCGAGUGUUACCACAAAGAGUGGCCGACUUCUACGGAGAGAAGCCUAUUUCGGAAAUGGAAGCUGAUUUGAAGAUUCAACAAUUGACUAAAAAGAAGGCUGAAAUUGAGAAUGGGCUGUCGUUGGCCGAUUCUUAUACUAAAAAUUUGGAUUUAUAUUUGUCGGUAAAUAUAAUAUUGAUGAUUUUUAGUGGUUUUUGUGUCGGAAAUGAGGGUUUUGGCUGGGUCUAUAAGUUUAGAUAUUGGUUGAGUUUGUUUUUUAUAGUUUUAGCUAUGACUUGACACUUUUUUGUAAUUUUAAGACGUUUUAAUAUUAUUUUAGGUACUGUCUCAAGGAUCAACAGUGGUGGCUUCAUCAAAUACGGAAGAAAAGGAGGAAGAUGAGGUUACUUUUGUAAGUAGUGACAAAAACUAUGUAUGUUACUUUAUUUUGUUGCUUGUGUUGUUACUGUGGCUUUUAUUUACUGUAUUGUGCUUUUUAUCUACUAUAUUAUGAUUUUAUCUACUGUAAUAUGCUUUUUGCUAACUUUUUGCUUUUUGAAGUUUAAAAUGACAUUUUUUAUGUUAUGAUGAAGGUUUUUAACUUAUUUUUGAAAAAUUUUUUGGAAAUUUAAAAAAAUGAUUUUUUAUUGACAAAAAAUUAUUUUAGGUUACAAAAAUAUAGUUUUAUAAUUUUACAUUAAUAUCCUAAAUUUGGUGAUUUUAAACCUUAAUACUCCCACUAAUUCAUAAAUCUCAGCUUUUGCCAUUUCCAGCCUCACUGUUGCUUCAUUUGUGGAGCCGAAGUCUCAAUCAAAUCAUUGCCAAAACAUAUUCAAAAGUGUUUCGUUAAAAUGGAGAAACAAACCACAUUCGGGACCAAAACUCGCUUCUCAUACAAUCCGAAUAAUAUAUUGUGUGAGACGUUCGACAAAGCGACCGAAACUUUCUGUAAAAGGCUCCGAAUCAUGUGCUCGGAUCACUACAAGGACGAUAUUGGGUCUAGCAUGAAGGUAAGGAAGUUGUUAGUUUGUUCAAGAUUAAUUGUGUAGAUUUUGUUGAGUAUAUGUAACUGGUUUUGUCAGGAAAACGGUUUUAUACAGGAUUUUUGGACAAAAUGAUGAAAAAUUUAAUUGUUUGUGUUAGUAAAGUCAUUUUUCUGAAUAUUUUUGCAAAAGAAAAUGGAUUUUUUGCGUUUAUUUGGAUUAGUUUGGGAAUAUCGUUUAUUUUAAAGACUAUUAUUUACUUAUUUAUGUACUUCUUAUUGGAACUUUGUCGGUUUUAGCUGAUCAAAAGAUCAUUUUGUGUCUAAAAGUAGGAUAAUGAAGCGUAUUUUGAAUAAAAAAUAAAAAGAAUAUAUCGAAAUAUGAAUUUACAAUGGAUUUUUGAACAAGUUUUAAAAUAAAAAUGCUUUUUCAGGUGUGUGGCUACCCCAUCAUCUGGAGCCAGACCAAGUCCAUGGAGAUGAAGGAUAUGUUUGGCAAUUUGGAAGCGAUCCUAUCCGAAGGAAUGUGCUUUACCGAGCGAAAACAAUGCGAGAAACACUAUCUGUGGGAACAAACGGCCUAUGCCAUCAUUGAGAACGACCGAAUGAGUCUUCUUCUUCAACUCGACGAAAUCACAGAACAUUACCGUCGACUGGCCGAAGUCUAUCGUACUCGAGGCGACGCCGCCACGUUGCUUUUGAAUUGGCGAGAACCCGGCCACGGAAGACAAGUCGACGAAGACCUGAAGCAACAAAUGGACAAUCAGGUGGAGCGUAUGAUCCGCGAGUACCAACGUGCCAACGACGUGAAGAACGGCGCGGUCCCAAAGCCACACGAUCCUACAAAACCACGUCGCGGACGACCCCCAGGCCAGCGACGAACUCAGCCCAACGUCAGAGUACCACUCUCACCUCAACGACCCUUCAACGUCCAGGUACCUCAAGUUCGAUCCUCUUACCCCGACUCCAACCUCCAGCCGUCAACGUCGGCCCACCAGAUGAGUAUGAACCCAUCCUCAAGUCGCCAAAUCCCUCAACCUUCACGCUUCGUCGUCCGCCAACCAACCCAGUCUGAACCAAGAAGCUUCGACAAAACCUACAGUAGACCACCUCUUCGUUACGGUACUGUAACACGAACUGUAACAUCGCUACCACAAAGAGAUGUGCGACGGACAGUGAACAACUUUACUCGAACUUAUGAGAUCCGAAGAGACCGGUCGACUAGUCCAAAGGAACUGAGCCAGUCUCAGGUUACUGUAUUGGAAAUCAACCCCAAAAAGUUGGAGAGGAAGCUGGUGAUACAACCGAAGAUACUGUACGAUCAGGAACAGCAGGAACGGUCCAUGAACGAAGACGGACUGAACGGAGACGGCGUGAGAAGUUACAGUACCCACGAGGUCCGAAGUUACAGUAACGAUGGUGUGAGGACCUACAGUAAUGAAGUACCCCAACGCUACAGUAAUGAAGCAGUGAGGACCUACAGUAAUGAAGGUAAUGAAACUGUAAGGACAUACAGUAAUGAAGCCGUGCGAACCUACAGUAAUGACGUUCCUCAACGUUACAGUAACGAAAACGUCCGGAGUUACAGUAAUGACGGCGUGAGAACGUACAGUAGCGAAGGCACAGAACGGUACAUCACGGAAGAGGUCAGAAGUUACAGUAAUGACGGUGUGCUUCCCUACAGUAAUGAAGGCGACGAAGUUGUGAGGUCUUACAGUAACGAAGACAAUGAUACUGUAACUACGUUCAAUAAUGAAGGGGACGAAGCCGUGAUUACGUACAGUAACGAAGUCGUGAUGACUUACAGUAGUGAAGGUAAUGAUGCCAUGAUAACCUACAGUAAUGAAGCGAGUGAAGAAGCCCAAGCUUGUCCUGAUUAUGACAUUGAAAGCGAAAGCAUAGUGUGA